This is a messenger RNA of Pipistrellus kuhlii (Kuhl's pipistrelle), 750 nucleotides long. Its product is annotated as melanoma-associated antigen 8. The record is from RefSeq and is a predicted model, not a curated record. Gene Ontology annotation, biological process: negative regulation of transcription by RNA polymerase II. The coding region runs from base 10 to 750 and encodes 246 amino acids. Gene Ontology annotation, cellular component: nucleus. The transcript has a single exon. NCBI's taxonomy places the organism in Eukaryota, Metazoa, Chordata, Mammalia, Chiroptera, Vespertilionidae.
CCCACUGCCAUGGCAGCCUCUCCAUGUAGCCAACCUGAAGAUGAGAGCUCCAGCAGCCCAGAUAAGGAGGGGCCAAGCAGCAGGUUGGGCUCUGAAGAGGCUGAGUCCACUCUCCAAGGUGCCCUAUGUUUGAAGAAGGCUUGCCUGGUUGCAUUCCUGCUCCUGAAGUAUUGCAUAAAAGAGCCAACCACAAAGGCAGAAAUGCUGAGUAUGGUCAUCAAAGAGCACCAGGGCCACUUCCCUGAAAUCGUCGACGCAGCUUCUGAGUGCAUGCAGCUGGUCUUUGGCAUUGAUGUGAAGGAAGUGAACCCCAGAACCCACACCUAUGUCCUGGUCACAACCUUGGGCCUCACCUAUGAUGGGAUGGUGGGCGAUGGGCACAGGUUUCCCAACACUGGCCUCCUGGUUGCAGUUCUGUGGCUGAUUGCUACAGAGGGUGACUGUGCCUCUGAGGAGGAAAUCUGGAAAGCCCUGCAUGUCAGGGGGGUGCAUGAUUGGAAGGAACAUUGUAUCUAUGGGGAGCCUAGAGAGCUCCUCACCAAAGUUUGGGUGCAGGAACAAUACCUGGAUUACCGGCAGGUGCCCAACAGCCAGCCUGCUCGCUAUGAGUUCCUGUGGGGUCCCAGAGCCCAUGCUGAGACCACCAAGUUGAAAGUCCUUGAUUUUUUGCUCAGGGUUUAUAAAAGGGUUCCCAAUUCCAUCCCAUCCCUGUCUGAAGAGGCUAUGAGUGGUGAGGAAGAGGGGACCUGA